AUGGUCGCAGCGCCCUGGGACGAGGUCUCACCCCGCGAGCAGCUCUUCGUGCUCGUCACCGGCGCAAACAGCGGAGUCGGCCUCGGCAUCUGCGAGCGCCUCAUCGACGACUUCCUCGCCACCCGGCCCCUGACCGCCCACCUGAUCCUCAUCCCCACCACCCGCUCCGUCCGCAAGUCCCGCGAGACCAUCUCCUCCCUCCGCGACCACCUCCGCCGCACCGCCACCUCCUCCCCGGCCCUCCGCUCCCGCGCCGGCUCCUCCUACUACGACCCCCAGGACACCCUCGACCGCGUCCACCUGCUCUCCACCCAGCUCGACCUCUGCGAUCUCACCUCCGUCUACGCCUGCGCCGCGAACCUCGUCGCCGGCGCCGUCGCCGACCCGACCGACACGAGCCCCGCCGCCCCGCGCUACCGCAUCCCCCGCCUCGACUCCGUCAUCUUCAACGCCGGCUUCGGCGGCUGGACCGGCCUCGACUGGGCCGGCCUCUUCACCGACCUCUUCACAAAGGGCCUCCUCGCCGUCCUCACAUGGCCCUCCUUCAAGCUCGCCCGCCCCGGCGCCGUCCUCAACCAGCGCCCCGUCCGCUCCGACCUGGUACCCACAGACUCCCCCGAUAACCCCCUCUCCCUAGCCUCCGCUUACGAUACCAAGCCCUCGUCCCCCGUCCUCGGCGAGGUCUUCUGCGCCAACGUCUUCGGCCACUACGUCCUCGCCCACGAGCUCCUCCCGCUGCUCGCCAGGGCCGCCGACGACCGCACCGCCCCCGGCCGCGUCGUCUGGACGAGCAGCAUCGAGCCCCAGGCCCGCCACUUCCGCCUCGACGACUUCCAGGGCGUCGAGACCGAGGGGCCCUACGAGUCCUCCAAGCGCCUCACCGACGUCCUCGCCCUGACCUCCCACCUGCCCGCCACCCGGAACAUCUCGGCCUCCUACUUCACCCCCGAGGACCCCGAAACCGCCCGGGCCCUACCAGUUCGUCCUUCCUUUUACCUCACCCACCCGGGCGUAGUCGCCUCCAACCUGUUCCCCGUCCCCUUCCCCUUCAUCCUCUUCUGGGCUUACAAGUUCGCCCUCUACCUCGCCCGCUGGCUGGGCUCGCCGUGGCACCCCGUCACGGGGUACAACGGUGCCGUCGCGCCCGUCUGGAUCGCGCUGCAGGACGACGAGACCCUGACGGAGCUCGACGCCAAGAAGAUCAAGUGGGGCUCCGCCGCCUCCUUCUCGGGCCGGCAGGACGUCAAGAAGACCGAGGUCGAGGGCUGGGGGUGGGAGGGCGCCGUCGAGGACCGCGACUCGCUGUCCCGGGACCCGGCCACCGGCGUGCUGCGCAAGGUGGUCGGCCGGAACCCCAACGCCAAGGACCUGAGCAGCGAGCAGCUGGCCGAGUUCGAGGAGCUCGGCGCCAGCGUCUGGGCCGAGAUGGAGAGGCUGCGGCGAGAGUGGGAGGAGUUUCUUGACAUUCGCAGACACGGCGUCGACAGUCACGGCAACGACAAAUCGUCGGGUUGA
Messenger RNA from Colletotrichum graminicola M1.001, 1515 nucleotides. RefSeq lists its product as uncharacterized. Lineage: Eukaryota; Fungi; Ascomycota; Sordariomycetes; Glomerellales; Glomerellaceae. Gene Ontology annotation, biological process: ergosterol biosynthetic process. Gene Ontology annotation, molecular function: 3-beta-hydroxysteroid 3-dehydrogenase (NADP+) activity. The coding region runs from base 1 to 1515 and encodes 504 amino acids. The transcript has 2 exons. Gene Ontology annotation, cellular component: lipid droplet; endoplasmic reticulum membrane; mitochondrial outer membrane. The record is from RefSeq and is a predicted model, not a curated record.